CGACCACCACCACCCUCCCGUCUGCGGGGUGGCGGCGGAGCCCGCCCGGCGGCCGCGAUCCGGUACCCCAUGGUGCUGCUGCGGAAGCUGCCGGGCAUGCCGGGCUGGCCGGCGGCGCUGGGGCUGCGGCUGCCGCAGAAGUUCCUGUUCCUGCUCUUCCUCUCGGGCCUGCUCACGCUGUGCUUCGGGGCCCUCUUCCUUCUGCCCGAUUCCUCCCGUUUCAAGCGCCUUUUCCUGCCCCGCCGGGCCACCGCCUCCGCCACCUCCUCCUCAUCUUCUUCCUCCGCCUCCUCAUCCUCCGCCGCCUCCUCCUCCUCCUCCACCCGCGACACCGACCUGCCCCGCAGCCCCCCGGCCGCCGCCGAGCCCCGGCACGCCAGCCCCGCCGCCCCCCGCCGCCUCCGGGAGAAGCUCCGCACCGCCGCCCGCAUGGCCGCUCCACCGGCCGACACCGCGCCGGGCUCCCGGCAGCAGGUGCCGGGGGGUGAGCGGCGAGCCCAGCCCGCCACCGGGGAGAGCCCAGCCCGGGAGACGAAAGCUCCGUUCCGCUUCGACUAUGAGCGGUUCCGCCGGAGCCUCCGCCACCCGGUGCGGGGCCGGCGGACUGGCGAGGACCCCGAGACCCGAGCCCGCAGGAUGAAGAUUAAAGAGAUGAUGAAGUUUGCUUGGGAUAACUACAGGCAGUAUGCCCUGGGCAAGAACGAGCUGCGGCCCCUCACCAGGAACGGCCACAUCGGCAACAUGUUCGGAGGCCUCCGAGGAGCCACGGUGGUGGAUGCCUUGGACACUCUGUACAUCAUGGAACUCGAGGAGGAAUUCCAAGAAGCAAAGAAGUGGGUGGAGGAGAGCUUUGACUUGAACGUGAACGGCGAAGCCUCUCUCUUCGAGGUGAACAUUCGCUACGUCGGGGGACUGCUGGCUGCCUACUACCUGACUGGAGAAGAGGUGUUCAAGAGGAAAGCUCUGGAGCUGGGAGAGAAACUUCUGCCAGCUUUUAACACCCCCACUGGCAUCCCACGCGGCGUCAUAAACCUGGGCAGCGGCAUGAGCUGGAGCUGGGGCUGGGCAUCGGCUGGAAGCAGCAUUUUGGCAGAGUUUGGCACCUUGCACUUGGAAUUCCUGCACCUCUCAGAGCUCUCUGGCAACCCAGUGUUUGCAGACAAGGUGAUGAACAUCCGGAAGGUCCUGAACAGAGUGGAGAAGCCUCAGGGCCUUUAUCCCAACUUCCUCAGCCCUGUCACAGGGAACUGGGUGCAGCAUCAUGUCUCCAUCGGGGGGCUCGGGGACAGCUUCUAUGAGUACCUCAUCAAGUCGUGGCUGAUGUCAGACAGGAAGGACUCUGAAGCCAAGAGGAUGUACGACGAUGCGCUGGAGGCAAUAGAGAAGCACUUGGUCAAAAAGUCUGCUGGAGGCCUGACCUACAUUGCUGAAUGGAGGGGUGGCAUCUUGGACCACAAAAUGGGGCACCUGGCUUGCUUCUCUGGGGGCAUGAUAGCACUGGGAGCUAAGCAGGCUGGAGAGGAGAGGAAGCAGCACUACAUGAACCUGGCAGCAGAGAUAACAAACACCUGCCACGAGUCCUACGCACGCUCAGACACCAAACUGGGCCCUGAAGCCUUCCGCUUCGACGCCGGCAGCGAAGCCAUGGCAACCAGGCUCAGCGAGCGCUACUACAUCCUGCGGCCAGAGGUGGUGGAGAGCUACAUGUACCUGUGGAGGCUGACACACGACCCCAAGUACAGGCAGUGGGGCUGGGAGGUGGUGAAGGCCCUGGAAAAGCACUGCAGAGUAGAAGCUGGCUUCUCUGGCAUCCGAGAUGUUUACAGCACAAGCCCAACCCAUGACAACAUGCAACAGAGUUUUUUCCUUGCAGAGACUUUGAAGUACCUCUAUCUCCUGUUCUGUGACGAUGAUGUGCUGUCCCUGGACGACUGGGUGUUCAACACAGAGGCUCACCCCCUGCCAGUCAGCCACACAGACCCCAAGGGCAGCGUGCAGUAGGAGGCCUGGCUGGGUUCCUGCCAUUCCUUCCCUUCCAAGGAAUUCCUCUGCUUCCUAAAGUGGUAUUUUGGGGGCACCACUCCAACUCUGGACAGCAUUCCAUUGGGAAGAGGAAACCAUGAUGUAAGCACCUUCUUUUCCUCUGUGAGGAGCUCUAUUAGCCUGGUAAUGAGAGAUGUUUCUUCUGGGCCAUACUGUCCACAGUCCACAGACAUUCCUUUAUACAGAGAGUUUAUAUGAAACCCACUGAUUGCUUUUGGUUUGCCUCCCAGUGGCCAAAGGACUGGAAGUUUGCCAUAAAAUAGACUUCACAGACACCUCCUUUUGGUUCUCUGUUUCAUUUUUGCCUUUCUUACACUCCUGGAGUUCUCUAAUGCAGAGCUCUCCACGUGCUGGGCUUGCCAGGGGGCAGCAGUCCGGGCUCCUCAGGAAGGACAGGGCAGGAGGAUGAGGAAGAGGAGUUGCCCUUUGUGUGAGGCAGCAGCUGGAGUGCAUCCCCCACUGCCUGGGGAUGGAGGAGGAGCUGACAGAGCUCAUGGGUUGGGAUGAAAGAGAGGACAGGUAAAGGGGACCAGGGAGGACAGGAGGAUCAGGCCCUGUACAGACAGCUGGGAGCAGCCUCAGGUUUGAAUUUGCAGGCCCUGGUCUUCGUGGGGGGGUUCAGCCACCUUGCUGCCUGCUGGAAGGACAACACAGCAGGGCAUAAGGAAUCCUGGAGGUUCCUUGGGUGGACUGAUGGCAACAGCCUCCCCCAAAGGACUGAGGAGCCAACAGAGAGGUGCUCUGCUGCACCUCAUGCUCACCAGCAAGCAGGAGCUUCUUGGGGAUGUAAUAAAGAUCAAAGGCAGCUUUGCCUGCAGUGAUCAUGAGAGGGGGAGUUCAGGGUCCUCAGGACAAGAAGAGUGAAAAGCAAGCUCUCAAUCCUGGGCUUCAGGAGCACAAACUUUGGGCUCUUCAAGGAUCUGCUUGGAAGAGUCCUGUGGGAUAAGACCCUGGAGGGAAGAGCAGCCUGAGCACCCCAGGAGUCAAUACUGGGCCCAGGCCUGUGUGAGAUCUCCACUGAUGAUCUGGAUGGUGGGGCAGGAGGUACCCUGAGCAGGCUGGCUGGUCACCCAGCAAAGAAAGCAAAUGGUCUCCUGGGCUGCAUUAGGCAAAGUAUUGCCAGCAGGGCAAGGGAGGUUGUCCUGUGCCUCUACUCAGCACUGUGAGGCCACAUCUGCAGUGCUGGGGCCAGUCCUGGGCUCCUCAGUACAAGAGAGACAGGGAACUGCUGGAGAGAGUCCACCAAAGGGCCAUGAAGCUCUUUAAGGGACUGGAACAUCUCUGCUGGGAGGACAGGCUGAGAGACCUGGGACUGUUCAGACUGGAGAAGACUCAGGGGGGAUGAUGUUAAUGUCUACAAAUCCCUGGAGGGAGGUGCACAGAGGAUAGAGCCAGACUCUUCCCAGGAUGCCCAGUGACAGGACCAGAGGCUGGGCACAAAGUGGGGCACAGGAGGGGCCCUCUGAGCAUCAGGAAACACUUUUGCCUCUGCAGGGGGCCAGGCACUGGCACAG
Molecule: messenger RNA, 3557 nt
Organism: Dryobates pubescens (Downy woodpecker)
Lineage: Eukaryota; Metazoa; Chordata; Aves; Piciformes; Picidae
Gene: MAN1C1
Product: mannosidase alpha class 1C member 1
Exons: 12
Coding region: 70-2001 (643 amino acids)
Biological process (GO): carbohydrate metabolic process; N-glycan processing
Cellular component (GO): Golgi membrane; endoplasmic reticulum; extracellular exosome
Molecular function (GO): calcium ion binding; mannosyl-oligosaccharide 1,2-alpha-mannosidase activity
Source: RefSeq, a predicted model, not a curated record